This is a messenger RNA of Schistosoma haematobium, 6859 nucleotides long. RefSeq names its product Innexin inx2, variant 2. The coding region runs from base 5083 to 6573 and encodes 496 amino acids. Lineage: Eukaryota; Metazoa; Platyhelminthes; Trematoda; Strigeidida; Schistosomatidae. The record is from RefSeq and is a predicted model, not a curated record. The transcript has 3 exons.
AACACUGGUGGACCCUCUGUCUUUAUGUGGUGUACGACGGUAUGCGUCGGUUUGUCGUGUUUGAAACUCGGUUGUAAUAAGUCUGGAAACUGAUUAAGUAAAUUGACGUAUUUGUCGUCCUCGUGAUGAGGUUUAACUAAUAAAUGUAUGGAAGUCUCAUUUGAUAUAAUUCCUCUAAUUUCCUUACUCUGUUCGGCAAAGACAAGUUUCCUAUUUCUGACGUCUACCAGUAUUUUGUGGAAUUACAGAAAAUCAAUGCCGAUUAUAGGAACGAGGACGUCCGCUAUGAUGAAACUCCAUGAAAAAUUAGAUUUAGGACCGAAAUUUAAUUGUAACCGCCUUUUGCCGUACGUCUUGAUGUCAGACCUGUUUGCUGCUUGUAGUUUUAGUUUGGGGUCAGGUGUGUUUUUCUCGAGUGCAGUAGGUGGCACUACACUAACCUCUGCCCCAGUGUCGACUAAAAACUGUGUGUCGGUUCUUUUGUCUGUAACAUAUAAUAGACGACUGUCUUGAGAGUUGUGGUCAGUGAGUGCAGUCGUCAUUAACCGGCGGUCUUGACGUCCCUUUUUCUGUGUGCUUGCAAAGUUACAAGGCGGAGUACAUUUUCUAGCUUGUUUGCCAUAUGUUCUAUGGUACCAACAAAUGUUGUGUCUAGUAGUGCUUGGACUACGUCGUCUAGGGCUUGUGGAUGUUCCUCUACGCUUACUGUGGAAGGCAUUCAAUAAUUGGAUCUGAGCUAUCUGUUUGGUAAGGGUAUCAACUGAUCAUCGUAACUCGGCGAUCUCGUCAGUUGAGCCUGAUUGGAUUUGAGAUACAGGGUGAGUCUUAGACCGUUCGUAAAUUCUGUCGGCUAUGUCUGCUAGCCUAUCAAAAUCGACGUCUUCGUCUCCAAUUGCAAGUAUCUGUUGAAUGUUUUGAGGGAGACGUCUGAGCCACAAUUGAUAUAGUAGACGUUUGUCUACUGUACGAUUUCUUAAUAAGUUUGUCAUGUGGCGAUUUAACUGUGAUGGUGUAUUGUCACCUAGCUCCACGUUGGCUAAAAGUUGAUCAAUUGUUAGUUGGUCGGUGAGAGAUGUGACUCGAAUGACCUCUCUUUUUAGACAAUCGAAUGGUGAGUCAGGAUCCGGCUUAAAAAUGAUAUCAGGCACUUGUUCAAUGACGACAUCCGCCAGCAGUGAGUUUGCGUAACUAAAUUUCGUACUCUGAUUUGUGAUUUUGUUUGCAACAAAAAAGCUUUCUAAGCGAGAAAACCCGAGUUCAGCCUUUCGUGGAUUAAAAAUAGGUAAAAGUACAGAAAUGGCACCCAUGGAAAUAGAUUUAGAUGAUAGGCUUAGCGAACUAUCAACUGACAUGGUACGAAGGAGCAAUAAUAAUAAAAAACUGAGGUUUGAAAUAUAAAAUAUGAAGAAAUCAAAAAUAACAACAAAAAAUAUAUAAGACUCACAGAAAAGAAAAAUUGUCACUUUGGGUAUAUAAAUGAGAAUAUACAGUAAUAAUUCCAAAGGAACAAUGUUAUGGAUGGAUUUAUUAUGACUGUCAAUGGAUUGUUAUUAAUUAUAAUAAUAAUUCCAAUAUGAAGUCCUUUAUGAUACGCUUGAGGAGAAUGCAGCAGACUUUGUAGGAAAAUGGUACGCGUUCUAAAGGUGGGUCACCAAUAUGUUGAGGCUAAUGUCCUCAAUAAACGAAAAUGGUGAGAGGUUUGCAAAUCUAUGUGCCUUCAAUAAACUGGUCAUAGGCGGCACCAUAUUUCCACAUAAACGCAUACACAAAACCACAUGGACUUCAUCGGGUCACACCACGCAAAACCAAAUCGACCAUAUCUGCAUCAACAAAACGUUCAGGAGGACGAUGGAAGACGUGAGAACCAAGAGAGGAGCUGAUAUAGCAUCAGAUCAUCACUUGCUGGUCGCCAAGAUGAAAUUGAAACUCAAUAAGUACUGGACAAUGGGGCGGACAAUAUCACAAAAGUUCAAUACGGCCUUUCUUCAGGACACUAACAAACUCAACAAAUUCAAGAUAGUCCUAAGCAACAAGUUCCAGGCCUUUCAUGAUCUACUCAAUGGAGAAGGAACUACUAUGGAGAGCAACUGGAAGGGGAUCAAAGGGGCAAUCACUUCAACAUGUCAUGAGGUCCUGGGCCACGAGAAACACCAUCAAAAGGAAUGGAUCACUGUCGAUACACUGGAUAAGAUUCAAGAAAAGAGGAACAAGAAGGCAGCAAUCAAUACCAACCGAACAAGAGCAGAAAAAGCCAAGGCACAAGCUGAAUACACAGAAGUUAACAAACAAGUGAAAAGGAGCAUCAGAACUGACAAACGUAAAUAUGUGGAAGAUUUAGCAACGACGGCGAAAAAGGCUGCAAGAGGAGGAAACAUGAGACAACUGUAUGACACGACAACGAAACUCUCUGGAAAUCGCCGCAAACCAGAACGACCAGUGAGAAGCAAGGAGGGCGAGGUAAUCACCAACAUUGAAGAGCAACGAAACAGGUGGGUAGAACACUUCAAAGAACUCUUGAAUCGACCAGCUCCACUGAACCCACCCAACAUCGAAGCAGCACCCACGGACCUCCCAAUCAAUGUUGGCCCACCAACAAUUGAAGAAAUCAGCAUGGCCAUCAGACAAAUCAAGAGUGGCAAAGCAGCAGGACCAGACAACAUUCCCGCAGAGGCACUGAAAGCAGACGCAGCGGCAACUGCAAGGAUACUUCACAUUCUCUUCAAUAAGAUUUGGGAUGAGGAACAAGUACCAACAGACUGGAAAGAAGGACUUCUGAUCAAAAUACCGAAGAAAGGCGAUCUCAGCAAGUGUGAUAACUACAGGGGCAUCACUCUUCUCUCAAUACCGGGAAAAGUCUUCAACAGGGUAUUGUUAAACAGGAUGAAGGACUGCGUAGACGCCCAACUUCGAGACCAACAGGCAGGAUUCCGUAAGGAUAGAUCGUCUACAGACCGAAUCGCAACUCUACGGAUCAUUGUGGAACAAUAAAUUGAGUGAAAUUCUUCACUCUUCAUCAAGUACAUUGACUACGAAAAGGCAUUUGAUAGCAUGGACAGGACAACACUAUGGAAACUUCUUCGAUACUACGGCGUGCCUCAGAAGAUAGUCAACAUCAUACGGAAUUCAUAUGAUGGAUUUAACUGCGAAAUUGUUCGUGGAGGACAGUUGACAAAGUCGUUCGAAAUAAAGACCGAUGUCACGCAUGGUUGCUUACUUUCACCCUUUCUCUUUCCCCUGGUGAUCGACUGGAUCAUGAAGACGUCAACAUCUGAAGGGAAACGUGGGAUACAAUGGAUAUCUAGGAUGCAGCUGGACGACCUAGACUUCGCAGAUGAUCUGGCCCUUCUAUCCCAAACGGAACAACAAAUGCGGGAGGAGACGUCCAGUGUAGCAGCAGCCCCAGCAGCAGUAGGUCUCAAUAUACACAAAGAGAAAAGCAGGAUUCUCCGAUACAACACAGCAUACACCAAUCCAAUCACAAUUGACGGGGAGGCUUUGGAAGAUGUAAAAACCUUUACAUAUCUGGGCAGCAUCAUUGAUGAACAGGGUGGAUCUGAUGCAGAUGUGAAGGGGCGGAUCGGCAAAGCAAGAGCAGCACAUUUACAACUGAGGAACAUCUGGAACUCAAAGCGACUGUCCACAAGCCAACACCAAGGUCAGGAUUUUCAAUACAAAUGUCAAAACAGUUCUACUGUAUGGGGCGGAAACCUGGAAAACUACGAAAGCCAUCAUCCAGAAGAUACAAAUGUUUAUUAACAGUUGUCUAGUCAUUGGAGUAAAAGCUUGUUACCGACUUAGUGUUUACUGACUGAACAUUGAAUAGUUCGUUGAGUAUAAUAAUAAUAAAGAGGUGUUUCUCUUGCAGGUGGAGAGGUAAAAUAUUAGAAAUAUAUCCUCAACAAAACAUGAGCAUUUUUCGGCUGUUCGUUUGAUCAGUUGGCAAAUAUUCUGGUCAUAUUCUAGAGAUGGAAUUCUAGAAACUAAAAAAUAUUCACAUUCAAUAUCUAUGUAUAUAAUAAAGUGUUAUAACUUGUGAUCGCCUAUUAGAGGGCAGUGACGUAUCGAUCGAACCAAGGACGCGUAAACACAUGCGAGCAGUCUAGAGUCCUGAUUGGUCCUCAGAUGGACCCCAAAAUUACUAUUCAUUAUUCUUGACGGGAUAUAACACACCCAUUUUUUGAAGAUCCGGAGUUGAUAUCCGGAUUUUAAAUUUUCCGAGUCCAUCCUCCACCGCGAAAUAAUGUUGGAUCCUCAUAUACCCAAGUUACAAUUAAUUUGACCAUAUUUAAAACAUAUUGAACAGAGAAUCCAGUAAAAUUGACCAGAUAGUUAGGAUAAACGCCAUUUAAUUCGAAGUCAUCAGAGUUCGAAUAUUCUGAGAUACUGUUAUCAAUUUUAUUGGGAGCCUCAUUUGUAAAUAAUGGAUCAUAAAGGUAAUCAGCACCUAUCAAAAUUGUAUUAAGUUUCUGAUCAUUAUUUGAUGCAUGUGACUUAUUUCCUGGUAAAAGAGAAUCUCGAUAAUUAGGUUCGUCAGAAACCUCUGUCGCAGAAUGAUGAGAUCCAUUUGGAGCAGCCGCAUUCAGUGUACUGCUCGAUUUGUUUUCUGUUUGAUACGCGGUUAUUGCGACAAUUCUAUGAACAUUUAACAGGGCGUCUGUUUUUGAGCUGGAUAAGUCACUGUCUGCACAUGCUUUUACGGGGAUCUUUAAUACAAACGUCAAGACAGUUCUACUGUACGGAUCUGAAACUUAGAGAACUACUACAACCAUCAUCAACAAGGUACAAGUAUUUAUAAAUAGCUGUCUACACAGGAUAUUGAAUGUUCAUUGACUGAAUGCUAUCCGCAACAGCCUACUGUGGCAAAUAACAAACCAUAUUCCAUUUGAAAAGAAAAAUAGGAAAGAGGUGAAUAGGACAUACAUUACGGAAAUCAUCAAACUUCAUUACGAAACAAAUGAUAACUUGAAAUCUUGAAAGGCGACAGAAAAGUAGAAGACUAAAGCAUAUACUACACCGGGAAAGUGAAUCAGACAUUGUAAGCCAUUAGAAACAACUGUAAAUGUUUUUACAAGACAAAGUUGGAUGAAGAGUGUUGGAUUCUCCCUAUUCAAACCAAAAAGAAAAAAGAAAAAAAGAAAAGUAUCAUUUGAAGAAAAAAUGGUUUUAGAAUUUGGUCUUGGUUUUAUAGAUCGUUUAACUGGUGCAAAAACGACUGCCUAUACACAUUUAGAAGAUUUAGCUGAUAGAUUAAAUCAUUUUAUUAGUUGUGUUAUAAUAUUAAUGUUAUCUGGUGUAACAAUGGCUAAUGUAUAUUUUCUUAGACCAAUUUCAUGUACAUUACCAACAUCACCAGAUAAUAAAUUUAAUGAAUUUGCUGAAUCUGUAUGUUGGGUACGUGGUACAAUAGCAAUACGUGAAAAUGAUCAAAUGCCAUUAACAGAUGAAGAUUGGGAUCAAUUACGUGAUAAAGCUGAUAUGUCCUUCUAUCAAUGGGUUCCAUUCUGUUUAUCAAUACAAGCCAUGUUAUUUUUUAUACCACAUAUUAUAUGGCAAUCAUUAGCAACACAUUUAUUAGGUGAAAAUUUAGAAUCUAUAUUAGAUAUGGCAUAUAAAGCAAAUACAGCAGAUGAUUAUAUAAAACGUCAAAAAUUUGUUGAAUCAGCUGCAUAUCAAUUAUUUCGUUUAAGUUGUCAACAUUAUAAUAAUCAUAAUCAUCCAUUAACAAAAUGGUCAAAAAUUCAACAAAAAUAUUCAAACUACUCAAUAAGUAGUUUAUUUAUUAUUGGUAAACAUAUUGGUAAUUAUAUAUCAAUCAUAUAUAUUAUCAUUAAAUUAUUAUAUUUAAUGAAUUUAAUUGGACAAUUAUAUAUUAUCAAAACAUUAUUAGGUUACCAUGGUAACUUGUAUCAUUUUGGUAAUCAAUUAAUAUUAACUUUAAAAUCAAAACAUGAAUGGAUUGAAAGUGAAUUUUUCCCAAGGCAAACAUAUUGUCCAAUACAAGUACGUCAUCUUGGUACUAAAAAUAAUUUAUUUACAGCAAUUUGUGCAUUACCAGUAAAUAUGUUCAAUGAAAAAAUUUAUAUAUUUUUAUGGUUAUGGAUAUUAUUUGUAACAAUGAUUACAAUUAUUAGUAUCAUUAAUUGGGUAAUACGUUUUAUUAUCAAAAAUUGUCAAACUACUUAUAUACAACAUUAUUUAGUAGUAUCUAUACAAUCACAAUUAUUAGAUAAAUAUUUUAAUCAUUCAUUUGAUUGUGAUGGUUGUAAUAUACAAUUAAAUGAUAUACGUAUACAUCAAUUUAUUAAAAAAUUUAUUAAAAAUGAUGGUUAUUUUUUAAUACAUAUGUUACGUGAUAAUAUUGGUGAUAUAAUCACUGGGGAAAUAUUAAAUCAAUGGUGGCAUAUGUUUAUUGAUUAUCAUAAAGCAUAUAUAAAUAGAGAGAAACAAUUAAAACAGAAUGAGCAUAAUAAUAAUAAUAAUAAAGGGAAACAAUAUGAUUAUAUGAAUAUAACAUUAGAUAAUGAUACAAUAUUAAAUCCUAAUUCAGAUCAAUCCAAUGGCAAUUUUGUUUAAAGCAAUGCAAUGCUCAUAGUUACCAUAGAAACCAAAACAACACCAACAACAACAAAUGAAAUGGUGGUAACUUUGUUUAAAUUAGAUAUAAUUUUCUAUAUGGAAUACAACUAUGAUUAGGUGAAUAGAUCAUGAUCAACUUUGUUUUUGUUUUUUUCUUUUUUAUGAAUGUCAUCAAAUUUUUUGUUAAAUGAAUUAUGUAACCAUGUACAACUGAAAACAAUCAUGUACUGAUCAUUUUAUGUCAUUUCAUAAAAUCAAAAAAAUUUUAUUUCCUUUGAGAAAA